Tarenaya hassleriana is the source of this 917-nucleotide messenger RNA. RefSeq lists its product as uncharacterized. The transcript has a single exon. The coding region runs from base 197 to 664 and encodes 155 amino acids. The record is from RefSeq and is a predicted model, not a curated record. NCBI's taxonomy places the organism in Eukaryota, Viridiplantae, Streptophyta, Magnoliopsida, Brassicales, Cleomaceae.
UUGUUGCUCUCACUAAAAGACAAGAAUCCGACGUGGACAAACUUUUCGAAUCACGAGGCUGUCUUCUUCUACGUCCUCUUCGCGUAUAUAAGCAUGCACAAGAGUUACCUCCCACUUCACAACACACAUCUCAUUUCCUCUGCAACUAAACAGUCACGAGUCAACUCGGCCAGUCACGGUUAAAAAAUCUAAGAAAAUGGGAGCUUGCGGUUCACGUCCAGCGAGGAGGAGGGGCACGGCCAAGCUGAUUUUUCCAGACGAGACGUUGCAGGAAUUCUCGUCACCGGUGAAGGUGUCGCAGAUUCUGCAGAAUAACCCGACGUGCUUCGUCUGCAACUCCGACGAUAUGGAAUUCGACGAAGCCGUUCCGGCUGUCACCGGCGGCGAAGCCCUCAGGCCUGGCCAGUUGUACUUCGUUCUACCGCUGGCGUGGCUCAACCACCCUCUCCGACCGGAGGAAAUGGCAGCGCUGGCCGUCAAAGCAAGCUCGGCGUUGGCCAAUAACGGCGGCGGCGGCUGGGAUGAGAACUGGGCCUGCUGCGAAGACGGCUCUUUCUCCGACGGGGACACUAAGGGAGAGAGAGUGAGAGGCAACAGCAACAACACCGUCAACGGAGGUUGCCGGAAUGGGAAGAACGUGAAGCUGAGCACCGUUCGGGAGUAGGUGCAGUUUGGUAAUUCGUGAGGUUUGAAAAUCGUCCGACGUCUAAAACAGUUGUUAGAGAGAGAGAGAGAGUUUGACUUUUUCCAGAUUGAGUAGUUUCGUAGAAGUCGUCAAAAUCAGCAGUUUCAGUUCACGGUCUAAAUGCGUGGCUUAGUUGGUCAACGCACGUAGUGGUUCGUAUUUCAUUUACGUAUUUGCCCCCUUGCAUGUGUAUAAAUAAUAUUUAAAUUUUAGGCAAAGGUCUUCUAAGACA